AUGGUAUUGCUCUUACCAUCACGUGAUGUGAAAUCGAUGAGCACAUACCAGAAUCACCUUGUGGUCGCACACGGAGAAAUAAAGAACAGAGUCCAUUCCUUUAUUAAACAGCCUUUGUUUCAACUGAGUUUCGAGCAUUAUAAUCAAUCACUACUACUCUACUCUAAUUUCAAUUUCCAAAUCUUCGUCUCUUCUUUGCGAAAAAAGAAAAAGAAAAAAGAAGAGGCAAAAACAGGAGUGUUUUCAGGAGGUUUUGGUUUUGGAGGCCAUCGCUGCUGUAAUUCCUUCUCACAAAUGGCUUUAGUGAAGCGUAAAAGAGAGUCAUCACCGUCACCAUCUUCUUCUUCAACACGUCAGCCAAAAUCCGCUGCAUUUCUUAGUUUUAGGGGUGAGGAUACUUGUACUAAUUUUAGUGACCAUCUAUAUGUUUGCUUUGAAAUGAAAGGGGAUUAUUACUUUUAGGGAUGAAGAAGAACUCAAGAAAAGAGAACGUAUUUCUAAGCUCUUCAAUGCAAUUGAAGAAUCAUAGUUUGCUAUCAUCAUUCUCUCAAAAAAAAUAUGCAUCUUCUACGUGGUGUUAGGAUAAGC
Messenger RNA from Quercus lobata, 588 nucleotides. RefSeq lists its product as uncharacterized. The record is from RefSeq and is a predicted model, not a curated record. Bases 1 to 462 code for a protein of 153 amino acids. Lineage: Eukaryota; Viridiplantae; Streptophyta; Magnoliopsida; Fagales; Fagaceae. The transcript is spliced from 4 exons.